AUGAAGCCCUCUGCUAUUCUGUCCCUAGGAGCUCUCCUUCUCGGUGCCUCGCCCGUCGAGGCAUCGCAGUGCAAGGUACCUCCAUGCGGUCGAUUCGAGAACAACACGCCCUGGACAGCCAAAUGGGCGGAUCUAGGAAUGAAAGAACACCUUUGCCAACUCAAGACUGUCGCCAAACCUGUCAAAUGCCAUCAAUACAGCCUGGGGGCCAACUCCUCUCGCGGAGGCUACUUUCACAAACCCCGCACCGAUGUUGACGCAUUCUGCUUCGCCGAUCGAACAUACUAUGUCAAGUUUGGGCCAAGGGGCAGCGAGCAGGCUAUCAAGAAGGGCGUGUGGAUCAAGAUCAACUCGGCGCAAACUGCCAAGUGUGUUGCGAAGAACGGAGUUCCGCAUUGUACGGUAAACUGA
Messenger RNA from Fusarium venenatum, 411 nucleotides. RefSeq lists its product as uncharacterized. NCBI's taxonomy places the organism in Eukaryota, Fungi, Ascomycota, Sordariomycetes, Hypocreales, Nectriaceae. The record is from RefSeq and is a predicted model, not a curated record.